AUGUCCGCCGCCAAGACUAAGGCUCAGAACCUCAUUAACGAGAAUGGCGUCGUGGUCUUCUCCAAGUCUUAUUGCCCCUAUUGCAAGUCCAGCAAGGAUUUGCUGGAUAAGCUGGGUGCUAAGUAUGAGGCGCUGGAGCUUGAUUUGAUUGAUGACGGCUCCGCGAUCCAGAGUGCUCUCCAGGAGAUCUCCAACCAGCGCACCGUGCCCAACAUCUUCAUCAACCAGAAGCAUAUCGGUGGUAACUCCGACCUCCAGGCUAUUGCCGGCGAGCUCCCCGCUCUGCUGAAGGAUGCUGGUGCCUUGUGA
Molecule: messenger RNA, 309 nt
Organism: Penicillium daleae
Lineage: Eukaryota; Fungi; Ascomycota; Eurotiomycetes; Eurotiales; Aspergillaceae
Product: glutaredoxin
Exons: 2
Coding region: 1-309 (102 amino acids)
Biological process (GO): cellular response to oxidative stress
Cellular component (GO): nucleus; cytoplasm
Molecular function (GO): glutathione disulfide oxidoreductase activity
Source: RefSeq, a predicted model, not a curated record